GUCCCGCCCACACGGAUGAAUCAGGCAAACAUGGCAGCUACAACCAACAGCAACUUAAACAUGUCCGCGUCUAUCGCUGGCGUUUUGAAUGAAGAACACUGCCCUGAACACUUGCAGGUCUUAAAAACGUUCACUGCUGCAUUACGGGACAAGGAAUACAGAGAUGCUGUGCAGGAGGAGGUGUUCUCCAUUCUUCUGAAAGUCUUGUCCAGACUGUGUGAUGAGCUUCAGGCUGCCAGCUGCGACAAUCAGGACCUGCAGUCUGUCGCCCUGCAGCUGCAGUUGACUGCUGAGUGCUUCAGGGCUCAGAGGAACGCCUGCGUCCAGAGCACUCGCAACCAGAGUCUGCUCAGGGAACUUGGUUUCAUUAAUAUAUCAAUUAAAAUCCUGAGCUUCCUUCAGACCACACAUUUGGAGAGCAGAGAAGGCAUAUUUGAACCUCUUCGUUGUGGAAUCCAGUUCCUCGGCAACUUAUCAGUUGGAAACCAAAUAUGUAAAGAUGACAUUUGGCAGCUCAGCUUCCCAAAUCUUCUCCUGCAGCUGCUCAGUGUUGAUGAUGAGAAGGCAGUAAACUAUGCCUCUAUGGUGCUCCACACAUGUCUGGAUGAAGCCAAGGUGGAUGAGCUGUCUGAUCCGCAGAACAUCCAGCUGGCACGCAGGGUGAUUGAGCUCUGCAGGACCCAACCUGACCUUGACUGGACGGUUAUCAUUGCUACCCAGUAUUUUCUCAAGUCUUCAGCUCUAGUGGAGAACAUGUACUCUGGGAUGUCUCACCGUGAAAGAAUUACUCUAUUAGAGCUGCUCUCAGCCCAGCUCCAAGAGAAGGACUCGGAGGAGUGUGGUAUCCCUGCCAGUGUGGCUCGCUUCCUGGCCAGUUCCUUCCAGGAAGGUUGUGGGGCUGUGCUGACCCUCGCCACUGGCUCCGCUUCCAGUGAUGAUGAGGUCCUGCAGGAGGCACUGACAGUGAUCAGUCUGCUGGACGUGCUGUGUGAGAUGACCUCUGACCACAGGCAGUUCAUGUUCCUCCAGGACCAUCCUGGCCUUCUGGUGACCACUGCUGAGCUCCUGGGGCAGGUGCAUGCUGUCGGGAAGGCUAGUAAGAAUAUUUUCAGUGCUGCUCAGAAUUUCUCUUCCUUCAGUGGAGAUGAAGACUCCUAUUCUCCCGUCAUCAGCUUCAAGGCCCACCUCAUUCGGCUGAUUGGAAACCUCUGCUACAGCAAUACCAACAACCAGAACAAGGUGAGAGAACUGGAAGGAAUCCCCCUCAUCUUGGACAACUGCAACAUUGACAGCAACAACCCAUUUAUCAGCCAGUGGGCCAUCUUCACCAUCAGGAACCUCCUAGAACACAACACGCAGAACCAGGAGCAGGUCGCGGCCCUGGAACGCCGCGGCACCGCCGACUACUCUGCGCUCAGGGAGUUGGGUUUCCUGGUGGAGGAGCGAGAUGGAAGCUUGCUGCUCAAAACUGUGAGGAAAGACUCUUGAAAACCUCAGAGGAACAGCUCGGAGAAAGGAGGCCGUCAACUGGCAAGCAGGUUUUCAUGUGACGUAAUAAAGUACAUGUGCACACGCAUACACUCGUAUGAACAUGUACUCUAGUUGUGCUACAAUCCUCAUUAAUAUUAUACAUAAGCUUCAUCUGCAGGUCAAUUACCUAUCUACUAAUAAGCAUAUAAAUGUUGUGCCUGUCCAGUGUAACUGACAGCCACACUGCCUAUAAUUAAGAUUUAAAAAACGCUCAAGAAUUUCCAUCAGAGAAGUAUGUAUAAAUUACUUUUCUACCUCAGUAAUGCUUGCACUCAUGCCCAGAUGGGGCUUAAGGUAUUCUUGAUAAACAAAAGGCCCAUGGGGUCCCCCUGUUGUAAAAGCAGAGGUCAAGACAUCAGGAGCUCUUGUUUUGUCUUAACCCGAGUCUGGGAAAUGAAGAGUUUGGGAGAGGUCGAGCACAUGCUGGUACCUUUUGGCAGAGCUGAUGCUGUGUGCUUUAAUCCAAAGACAAAGAGCACCACAGUGUCUGGGCUUUUCACUUUCCACAGACACUGAUGCUACCAGCAGGGGUUGGGGUUUAAUCCCAGGCCCAUAGUGACUUCUGCAGUAACCGCGAAACAGAGAAUGACCAAAACAUGAUGUAAUCAACCCCCUCGCCGCCUUACCUACUUAAAUGCAGUGUCGUUGCCAGAGGGACAUUUAAACGCCUAAAACAAUCUCUCAUUCCUUCAUAUUAACAUAAUAAUCCAAGAACAUCUAGGUGCCUAAUGCAAUACUAAAACUAAUGAUGUCUGACGCUAUGCAUGUUUUGUAAUUUUAAAACAAUGCCCAGUAUACAGCAUGAGUUUCCCACUGUAUCUCUGCUUCUUGUAUUAAGGCUAUAUACAUAGAAUUUCAUCUUAUUCCUCAUCUUAUUCUUUUUUUCAUCCUAUUGCACUGAAUAUAUAUAUAUAUAUA
Centropristis striata (black sea bass) is the source of this 2448-nucleotide messenger RNA. It is a transcript of the gene atxn10, whose product is annotated as ataxin 10. Gene Ontology annotation, biological process: neuron projection development. NCBI's taxonomy places the organism in Eukaryota, Metazoa, Chordata, Actinopteri, Perciformes, Serranidae. The transcript is spliced from 11 exons. Gene Ontology annotation, cellular component: cytosol. The coding region runs from base 16 to 1488 and encodes 490 amino acids. The record is from RefSeq and is a predicted model, not a curated record.